Stylophora pistillata is the source of this 4712-nucleotide messenger RNA. Its product is annotated as exostosin-1a. The record is from RefSeq and is a predicted model, not a curated record. NCBI's taxonomy places the organism in Eukaryota, Metazoa, Cnidaria, Anthozoa, Scleractinia, Pocilloporidae. Gene Ontology annotation, molecular function: glycosyltransferase activity. Gene Ontology annotation, cellular component: membrane.
UGUUAUGACACGAUGCUGCGGCGAAGAAAGCGAACACUUGUUUCCCGAUGAUUUAUUUGAAGUUUUUCGUUUUAUUUAGGGGCUCUGGAAGGGUGCUUCGGCUUUAUAGAUGCAAAUCAUAUUGAAGGACUUAGAUGAAUGCAAAGAAGAGAUACACUUUGAUAUUUUUGAUCAGUGUGGUGUUCUGCAGUGCCUUCAUCAUUUCUAGGAAAUCAACCCGUGUUUGGCGUCGUUCUACGAGGAGAAAUUCACGGCCAAACGGAGCAAUCCAGGUACUUCAACAAAGGCUAUGUUUUUUAGACGAAGAAGAUGAGUUUAAGCUUCGCGAUAAGGUGGGAUUUCGGCAUGAACGUGCAGCAGCGACGAGAACGACAUGCACUAUGGAAACAUGUUUUGAUAGGACGAAAUGUUUAAAUGACUUCAAAGUUUACGUCUAUCCCACUCAACCUGGCGAGAAGAUUUCUCCUCUUUACGGGAAUAUUUUGAAAGUGUUGAAGGAGAGUAUUUUCUACACAGAUGAUCCGAAAAAGGCUUGUUUAUUUAUACCUUCUGUAGAUACACUCGAUCGCGAUAAUCUUAGCGAGGAUUACGUUCAUGAGUUACCUCGCAAAAUUGUAUCGUUGCCAUACUGGAAUGGAGGUACAAAUCAUAUUAUAUUUAGCCUUUUCUCCGGAACAUGGCCUGAUUACUCUGAAGACUUACGCUUAGAUACUGGGAAAGCAAUAGUAGCUAAGGCAUCGCUCUCAACAGAUUUUUAUAGACCAGGGUUUGAUGUCAGUUUUCCACUGUUCUUGAAAAGUCAUCCGCAGAAAGGGAACGCAAUUGAUUCUCCUUCAAACUGUCCGGUAUUUCCGCUUGAUAGGAAGUACAAACUUGCAUUCAAAGGGAAACGUUAUCUUAGCGGUAUAGGGAGCGAAUCAAGAAACUCAUUUUAUCACAUUCACAAUGGAAAAGACAUUGUGCUGUUAACAACGUGCAAACAUGGUAAGAAUUGGAAAAAAAUCAUGGAUGAACGAUGUGAAAAAGACAACGAGGAAUACGACAAAUAUGACUAUGAAGAACUUUUAAAAAAUGCAACAUUUUGUUUGGCUCCACGUGGUAGACGUCUUGGCUCCUAUCGAUUUUUGGAAUCUCUUCAAGCAGGCUGUAUUCCAGUUUUAUUGAGUAAUGGAUGGGAACUGCCAUUUUCUGAGGUUAUUGAUUGGAGCAAGGCAUUGAUUCAAGGGGAUGAACGUCUUUUAACAGAGAUCCCAUCAGUUGUUAGGUCCUAUGGUAAGGAACAGAUCCUUGCUAUGAAGCAACAAACACUGUUCCUUUGGGAGGCUUAUUUCUCAUCUAUAGAGAAGAUCUUGUUCACCACUUUAGAGGUAAUCCGUACUCGGUUAUUUCCAAACAAGGCUGCCCUAAAGCCAUUGUGGAACACAUUUCCAGGGGCCCUUGUAAUGAGGCCUCAGUAUUCUAUGGAUCCAAAUGACUUUCCAUUUUUUUACAACAAACUGGGAAUUGUAGAAGAGAAAUUCACGGCAGUUAUACACAGCACAACAUCUGUCCUGAAGGACUCUUCAGCUCUCAGUAGGUUAAUCAAGAAUGUUGGGCAAUCCAGGUUCAUUGCCAAGAUUGUAGUUUUUUGGACAGCUGAUGCUCCCAUUGCUCAAAACAGAAGAUGGCCACAAGUCAGUGUUCCUUUGGUGAUUGUGAGACCAGAAUCCAAGACAGGAAACAGUCGUUUUUUACCCAGACCAAUGAUUGAAACAUCUGCAGUGUUAUCCUUAGAUGAGGAUAUCAAAUUAAAUUCUGAUGAGAUUGAUUUUGCCUUUUCAACGUGGAAGAUGUUUCCAGAUCGAAUUGUGGGUUUUCCUGCCAGAAGUCAUUACUGGGACAGUGCUAAAUCACAAUGGAGCUAUUCAUCAACUAUGAGUAAUCACUUUUCCAUUAUUCUGACCAGUGGAGCUUUCUAUCACAGAUACUACAAUUACCAGUACACACAUCAUCUUCCACCGAGGGUUCAUCGCAUGGUAGAACACCAUGGCACAUGCGAGGAUCUUGCCAUGAAUUUCUUAGUCGCUGACAUCACCCGAAAACCACCCAUCAAAAUCUUGCCACAGAAAACAUUCUAUGACUUGAAUAGCAGAAGUGCCAGGUAUUCCAAGCUGGUGCAGCUUUUUGAUCAACGGCAGAGAUGUAUGGAGUCCUUAGUGGAUAUUUUUGGUUACAUGCCCUUGGUCAAGUCACAAAUUAGAAUGGAUCCUUUACUUUACAAGGAUCCAGUUUCAAAUUUACGCAAAAAGUACAGGCUGUUGGAGCAAUAAUCAUUAUUGUCAAAAGAUCAUAUAUAAGUUUAUCUCUACAACUAAAGAGGGUUUCUAAAACUUUAUUUCUUACUGCAGUUUGGGAUUCCAAAGAAUAACCUAUUUAUUUGAAAAUUAUCUCCAAAUGUGCUAAAAUUUGAUAAUGGAUGCCACCAUUUUGAAAAGAGGUUUGCAAACUCUCAGCACAGGUUAAACCACAACAUGUUAAUCAAAAUCACUCUGAUUUCUCGUAAAAAGUGAGAACAGAAACAAAAAGAAAACCUUAUCUGGUAAGUUAAGAUUGUGGUCUUGUGGGUAGCUCCUUAUUGUUGGAACAAAUUACCAUGAGAUUGAACAAAGAAGAGUUACAAUUUGUUAUUAUGGAGAUAAGAUUGCUAAGCAAGAUUCAAAAUUACAGAAACCAUACUCAAAUUUUAAGCCAAUUGAGGACAAUUUUCCAAAGUUAAGCCACUCUCUGAAAUCUUAAUACUCAGUCUGUGUUUUCAAUUCACAUGACUCACGCAAUGCAUUUUAAUUGCAAAGUUAAAAGUGGGUAUGCAUGCUGUCUGGCCGUAUCAUCAUAUGGCCUUUUUUUUAAUUUUGAGAGAGCAAAUGCCCUACUAACUUAAAAAAAAAAAAAAAAUCGGUGUUAAUGGCCAAUCAUGCAUGUACCUCAAUUGGUGAAUUUGGCCAAGUGUUUCUAAUCCUUUACCUGCCUUGAGUGACCAAGGCAGAAUUUCUCCUUACAAUAUCAAUACAAUACCAGGCACACAAGUGAUGAGAAUUAAGAAAAUAUAAGUUAGGGGAUUUUAGGUUGAUCCGAUACCUAAUUCUCCAAACUAACAUUGCAAGAACUGUAUGGCAGACAGUAAGGAGAUUCACUAAUGAGAUCUUGGUGGUGAAGGGUAAUCAUUUUUGUUCUGGGUUCAAUCAAGGUAUGAGGAACAGAUAACAUAAUGGUAAGAUUCCACACCUGAAAAGCAAGAUCAAAUCUUGAGUUUUCAGGACCAUGGUGGAAGGGUGUACUCCAUUAUAUUGGAGUUGGCUUGUAAGCACACUAAUUUUAGCAGGCCAGCUUCAAGGUGUUGGUUGCACAGGGACACUGCCCUCUUAAAAACAAAUCAUCUAGAAUUAUAACUCUAUCAUAACUUAGCUUGCACAAAGAACAAUUAAACUAAGUGGUUAAGUUCUUCAAGGGUUAAAAUACCAUCUCAAGAACAGUGAUAUGAUAUCAAGGUGCAAAUAGUUAAGGUCACUGACAAGUGAAAAAUGAAAUUUUGUUUAAACAAAUUUUAGUCGUAAUUUUUUUAAUUUUCAAUUUUUUCUAAAAACAGUUGCACCUGUUAAUUAAUUUAAAAUUAUUAACACGCGGAAAGACACCCAAGAACUAAUUACAAAGUAAAGAAAACUAGGAAAUUCAAAGGAAUCAUUCGUGUGUCCUUGUUGUAUUAGUUUGAUGUUCUUGAGGCAAGGCUGAUUAAUCUGUUCAUUUUGAUUACGUUAAUGUGUACAUUAAUUUGUCUUAACCACGUAAAGACAUAUUCACAAUGUAUAGACUUCCAAUCCUUGUAUAUAUUUCCCCAAAUAGUUAGUGUUUUUAGGUUGAAAAUUGUUAACAGAUUCAAGUUUGUCAUUGAGGGAUUUCUGCCAAGAAUUUAUUAAGUUGAGAGUAUUUAAAUGGUUCAAUUUAUUUAGGUGUAUUUCUGGAAAUUUUUCUAAAAAAAAAAGGAAAAAUAUACCACGUUUGUUUCAUUUUAGAUACUAGAUCAUGUUUACCACAGCCGCAAGCCCUUACAAUAAUUGCUCAGGAUAUUUGACCAGUUUGAAUCUCUAGUUCUCUAUGGAAAUUAUUUUCCAGCCCUCUGGAAACUUUUUGCAUUUUGAUGAUUGUUUCAGAAUUACUGAAAAUGAUGUACUCUAGUCUUUUUGGAUUGUUUGUUUUCUUUUUUCUAACAAUUUUACUGAUUCUCGUCUCCGAAAUUUAUAACAGUUCCAUACAUUCACGUUAAUAUGUCCACAACAAAAAAUGUUUAUUGUUAAAAGAAAAGUUAUACAUUUAUGAAUUCCAAAAUAAAGUAAUACAAUUUCUUUGAUGGUUUUACCACACCAUGUCAUAAAUAAUGUCAUGAAGCAGAGGAAAAAAAAGGUAUUUUUGAAAGCCUGUCUUAUUUUUCAUAUAUUCUGUCAUUUUGAUACGUUUUAGGAAUAGCCAAGGAAGCUUUGUUGAAUCAGUAAACGGUAAACAGAGAUCUUCAAAGAAGUGCGCUAGAGGUAUCUGUUGAUUUGUUUGCCCGUUUAUCAAACUUACUUGGCUAUCCUCCAAUAACGGUCAGUGUUGGUAAGCUUAAUAUCACAGGAACCUUAGUAAAAUUGGUUCAGAAGUUAUGUAUUAUAGUUCAAGAUUGAAUAAAUCUAUUUCUGAGA